Messenger RNA from Eriocheir sinensis (Chinese mitten crab), 3077 nucleotides. RefSeq names its product myb/SANT-like DNA-binding domain-containing protein 3. The coding region runs from base 853 to 2127 and encodes 424 amino acids. The transcript has 2 exons. The record is from RefSeq and is a predicted model, not a curated record. NCBI's taxonomy places the organism in Eukaryota, Metazoa, Arthropoda, Malacostraca, Decapoda, Varunidae.
UCCAGCUCCCUCCUCCUCCUCCUCCUCCUCCUCCUCCUCUUCUUCCAUCUCGCCAUAUCAAACCAUUCUCUCCAUCCUUCCUCUCACACAACUCUCUACGCUCUCUCUCCCUCUCGCUCGCUCUCUCUCUCCCUCGCUCUCGGCUUCUUAUCCUCCCCCAGGCCCACCCACCCCCCCACCCCCACCCCUCGCACCCUCCCACACUCCCCGCGCACUCGCAAACCCCUCAGCCGGCACUGACGAAGCAUCGGCCCAGAGACACACACACUCACUCCGUCUCCUCCGACCCUCCCUCUGCGCUGGGCUGUUCCUCGCUUUUCCUUCCCUCCUCCCCCUCCCCAGCGUGCCUCCGUCAGCCGUGGGGUGUGUGUGGGGAGUGCGCAGAGCCGGGCGAGGGGGGAGAUAAGCGUGAGGGAGGUGUGAGUGUGUGAGUGCAGCCCUGAAGUCAAGAGAGGAGAGGAGAGUCGCGCGCUUCUUGAAGGAGUGGUCGAUCGGUUCCCCGCGAGUCAUCGGUACAUACAAACAAGACGACGCUCUCCUCCUCCUCCUCCUUACGUUGACUCUUCCUCCUCAUCCUCCAUAGCCUCCUCUUCCUCCUCCUCCUCCUUCACCUGCCCUGUUUCUAGUGUGUUUCGUCACGUAGCAGAGUAAAAGAAAGACUCAGACUUAUGUCAGUGUUACGCGGCGAGUGAGUGAGGACAGAGUGAGGCCGCAGCAGCAUGGUGGUUCAGGCCGCCGGGCGCCCCUCCCUCGCCCCCUGACUCGCCUGACACACGGGAGCCGCGCCCUCAGCAAUGAUGUCUUGAGGCGCGGCGACAGGCAGGCGUGUGCACCGGCAGGUCGUGAUCGAGGAUGCUGGAGGGCGUCGGCAUGCCUCUGGUGUACAGUGCAGGCGGGGCCGGCGGGCGGGAGCAGCGGCGGCCCAUGUGGACGCAGCACGAGAAGGCGGUGCUGCGGCUGUUGAUGCGUCAGUACGCUGGCGUGACGGAGUUCGACCCUCCCGACGUGCACAAACACCCCAUAAGGAACGAGAUGUGGCGCCUCCUGACGGCGCGCUACAAUGCCCACCCGCACGUCAGGUCCCGCGACACCAAGCAGCUGCGCAAGGCGUGGGAGAAUCUCAAGUACCGCGCCCGCAAGCUGGGCUCGGAGGGGCAGCGCGGCGGCCGCCAGCAAAACAGCGCCGCGGAGUCCAGCUGGCCCCUGGACGGCGUGACGCUGCCCGGCGCGGCGCCGGCCACGCCCGCGUCGCCGCCGCGGGAGAGCGGCGAGGUGGGCGACUGGAAGGACGCCGAUGAAGACUCGCAGCGGAUCCUGGAGGAGGACGAGGAGGUGGAGAAGGUCGUGAAGGAAGAGGUGGAGGAGGAGUCGCCGGCGUUUCACGAGAACUUGAGCCGCACGCCGCCGGCCAGCGAGCGAGGCCCCACCGUGCUCAGCCUCCACCCGCUGGUGUCCUCCCUGCUGGGUGGCGGCUUGGGCUCGCUAGCCACCACGCUGCCCUUCCUCACUUCCCCCACCUCCCCUUUGGCCACGGGGCUGCUCCUCCCCCAGGUGGUGUCAUCCCUCUCCGGGGGGGACUCGGAACACACCAACGCCCUCCUGAGGUCUUCCAUUGACGCCGCCUCAGCCGCAGCCGCAGCAGUCGCCGCCGCCGCCGCCGCCACGCCCCCACCAGCUACCUCCGCGGCGCCCACCUCCACGACCACUACCUCAGACACAAGCACUUCUACCUCAGGCGCGUCCGUCGUCCUCAACGGUGUUUCUCAGGUAUUCUCCAACACCCCGACGGACGCCGCCUCGCCCUCCUCCCCCUCCGCCGAGAAGCCUCCCUCCGACCCCCUCGCCGACCCCCUCGCCGAGCCGACCGGCGCCUCGGACCGCCUGCAGCAGCGCGUGGCGGGCGUGGAGGCGUCCAUCCGCAACACGGAGGAGCAGCACCAGGCACAGAUGCAGCUGCUGCGGCUGCAGAUGGCGCAGGCGGUGACGGAGCACGACGCCAAGAUGCGGGUGUUGGCCACGCAGCUGGAGUACUGGCAGCGGCGCCUCCGCGUGCAGCAGCGGGUGUCCGACGCGCUGUCCGUCAUCACGCAGCAGGAGCCCGAGCUGGACGACGACCCGCUGCCCUGACCCCACGUCCCCCUCGGCUGGCUGCUGACCCUCCCCAGAGUGGCCAAGGGCUGAGCGGCGGCCGAGCCCCAAGUGCUGAGUGCUGGCGGCCAGGUGUGAGGGCCGAGCACUGUCCAGGUGUAGUGUUGGUAUCUAGGUCUUGUCGCGUCGCGUCGGGUAGCACUGCACGCGCUUGUGUGGUUAAUCAUUCCAGGUGUUUUGAGUGUCAGAGUGUCGCGGCGCGGCGGCCUGAGGCUGCCCCGCCGCGGCCCGUAGGCUGUUUGACGUAAGGAUCAAGUAUUACUACAUUGCUGUUCGUGACCUCAGGCGUAGCGUGUGUGUGUGUGUGUGUGUGUGCAAAUGUAUAUGUUUGUGUGCGUGCGUGCGUGCGUGCGUACAUGAAGGUGUGCAUGGCAGGGAGCUGGGGAGUGUAUGUCUCGUGGACACACUUUGGUUCUGUUAGCGCAACGCUUGGUUAGUGAGGCGGCCCGCUGCCCCGCCAUCCCUCGUCCCUGCAGCGGCUUCCAUUCCUGCACAGUGUACAGUGUACGUAGGGCAACACAGUACUACCACUACGGGUCCCGGGCCGCGGCGGCCCGGCGCUUCCUGAGCAUCAAAUCGUAAGCUAAGCCGAGGGGCGCGGAGGAGGCGUCCUGGUCACAGGAAGCCUCUCACCCGGCACGACCAGGAUUUUGUUUUGCUACAGUCACUUCAGGUGGGCUGCUCCGAGACCUCAGCUUUAACCCGCCGCCGCCGCCGCUGCCGCCGCCGCAGGACUCCCUCCCGGGCCGCGGGGCGCCGCCCCCGUCCCGGAGCAGGGAGUCCGUGCCGGGCUGGACGAAGCCUGGCGGCGGGGGGCGAGCAGCCUCAACACUGUACAGAGCAGUAUACCUGACCAUUGUAUUUACACAGAUAUUAUAUUUUUAGUAAGAUAAUGUGCUAUACCGCUAAUAAAUAUUAUAAAAUAUGAA